AUGGCGGCUCCUUCAAAGGCGCUGCGAACGCAGUCCCGGUGCAUCGUGACAGCUCACCAACCCAAGCCGAAACCGUCUUCGAUCUACCUCGAUUCCGCCAAGUCAGAGGGCCCUGAGGUGACUACGACGCCGCUUGCCCUACCUGAACAUCAAAGGCAAGCCCUAGACAGCGCUCUCCGUGUCGACCAGGCCGGUGAGCUCGCAGCAAACUACAUCUACAUGGGACAAAUGGCCGUCCUGGGCAAGGAUCCGGUCACCGGACCCCUAAUUCAGGACAUGUGGGACCAAGAGAAGAAGCACCUCGCCGUCAUGAACAAGCUGCAAGGACAACACCGGGUCCGACCUACUGUUCUCUGGGAAGUCGCUCGCGCCGCAGGGUUUGGGCUCGGCGCCGUCACAGCCUUGAUGGGGAAGGAGGCUGCCAUGGCGUGCACAGAAGCAGUAGAGACUGUCAUCGGCGAGCACUACGAUGACCAACUCAAAGAGAUGGAGGACCUACCAGCAAACCAUCCGAGCGUUCCAGUCUUGAAGUCCGUCAUAGCAGAGUUCCGAGAUGAUGAACUUGAACACUUGGACAUCGCAGUCGAAAACCACUCCCAGCGAGCGCCUGCGCACGCACUCCUCAGCACCGUGGUAGGUGCCGGGUGUAAGGCUGCGAUAGAACUCUGCAAGCGCAUAUGA
This is a messenger RNA of Fomitopsis serialis, 681 nucleotides long. RefSeq names its product COQ7 protein. Gene Ontology annotation, molecular function: 3-demethoxyubiquinol 3-hydroxylase activity. Lineage: Eukaryota; Fungi; Basidiomycota; Agaricomycetes; Polyporales; Fomitopsidaceae. Gene Ontology annotation, biological process: ubiquinone biosynthetic process. Gene Ontology annotation, cellular component: mitochondrial inner membrane. The transcript is spliced from 3 exons. The coding region runs from base 1 to 681 and encodes 226 amino acids. The record is from RefSeq and is a predicted model, not a curated record.